AUGACCGCACGUUUGCUAUCUGGGAAGCGUUUUUGGGUUCAUCCAUUAUUUCAACUGCGACACAUUCAUGGAUUUUAUGAAGCCAUAUUUCCUACACUUUCCUUGCACGAAGACAAAUUCCACAAUUAUUUCCGUAUGACAAUAAGUCAGUUUGAAGAACUGCUGUGUUACGUUGGUCCUCUUAUUUCCAAGCAGAAUGCAAUAAGAGCGCCUAUAUCUGCCGCAGCACGUUUGGCUAUGACAUUAAGGAAUAUCUUGUGCUAUCUGGGUAUAGUGACUACCAUCAUUCAAGAAACCUGCAAAGCACUUAGGACUUGUCUCAGCAAGGAAGUAUUGCCAUAUCCAUUAAAAACGAUAGAUUGGAUCAAUAUUGCCAAAGAAUUUGAAAACAAAUGGGAUUUUAACCAUUGCAUAGGUGCUAUUGACGGGAAACAUGUCGUCAUCCAGAUAUAUACAAAUAUUAUAUUAUUAUAACUCUGGAUGAGUAUUAAAUUGCAUCGUUAAAUAAUGACAUUUAU
This is a messenger RNA of Ooceraea biroi (clonal raider ant), 518 nucleotides long. RefSeq lists its product as uncharacterized. Lineage: Eukaryota; Metazoa; Arthropoda; Insecta; Hymenoptera; Formicidae. The record is from RefSeq and is a predicted model, not a curated record.